CCACACGGUAGGUAGGGUGUGCCGUCACCGCCCGCAAUCUUCGACCACCUGCCCGUCACCGCCGCGAUCGGGUCUAAGCCAAAAACCACGAGCACGACGACGUUUGUCAUCUCGAAGCCCUCCUCGCGAGUCCCUCGUUCCUGCUUCUUGGUCUUUCGAUCAUAAGGCGCCGACGCAAUGGUCCAGCGGCUGAUUCUGUCAGCCUUGACAGCCCUUUGGCUCGCAGCGUUCCCAGCCUUGGCGAGCUUGCCAUUUGACGUCUCGUACCCACGGCAAUGCACGCCGCUCAACGUGACGUGGACUCCGUCGUCGGCCGGCUACCCAUACACAGUCUACAUCAUGGCUGUGGGCGGUGCAAUCCAAUCAUACACAAUCAAUAAGGACUAUCAGCCCAAUUCAGACAAGAUCACCUUCCAGUACCUCGUCCCACAGCCGGGUAGUACAUUCAGCAGCUUCGUCGUCGCCGUGGCCGACAACCAGGGCAACGGCAACAGCACAAACGUGCUGCCCAUCAACGUCGGUGGGAAUUCUUCGAGCUCUUGUGGUGCUUUCUCGGGUACGACGCAGUGGACUUAUGCCGCCGACUCGCAGACGGGCACCAUCGGUGAUCGGCCGCAGUGUGGCACGGUCAAGUACUACCCCGUAUCACCGCCUUUUCGUGGCACGAGUCCCUUCUCCAUCACCCUCGUCCCCCUCGGUUCGACCCCUGUCACAGUGUCGAUCCCGCAGUCGUCGACGCAGAACGAGUCGUACUUUGUCUACAACUCGACGGUCCCCUUCAAGUCUGGCACGCAGUACUACCAAUUCCUGAGCGAUGCGCAGGGAGGUGGAUCGGGAGGUGGAAGCCCCAUCUACACAGUCAGCGACGGGAGCGACUCGUCGUGCCUGCGAAGCAGCUACCAGCUUCCCGACAUGCUCAACAGCCGUGCUAUGCCGUCUGGAAUCACCACGGCCUCAUUCAGCAAUAUGGCGGGCGCCAUUAGCAACGAAGACGGUGCGAGUAGUGGCUCGAUCCCAAGCUCGGGCGACAGCUCAUCUUCUGGUGGGAGCGGUACCAACGUCGGAGGGCUCGUGGGUGGCAUCAUUGGUGCCGUUGUGGGCGUGGGUGCGAUUCUUCUCCUCGUCGCCUUCUUCCUCCUCUAUCGGCGGCGACAAAAGAGAAAGCGCGAUGCAGCGCGCAAGGAGGAGCCGCAGUUCGUCGACCUGGACGGCGACGACGAUGAGGCAGGUACUCUUGGUAUCCUCCCGGCUUCGCGUCGCAGGCGACAGAACCAGGGCGUCUCGCAGUCGUACAACGUCUCGCCCUUCACCUACGAACAGGCCGCUCAGCACUCUCCCGAGCCCCACGAGGGCGGCCCAUCGAGCUACUACGACAUGCCAGCAACGGGCUUUGCACCCUACUCUCUCUCGCGGCCGGGGAGCAUUGCCGCGAGUGCUAGCGAAGGGCGGCAGCCAGGCGCAGUCAGCCCUGGGUCAACGUACCCGCCCGGGCCAGCCUCCUUCCACCCGCAUGCCGGCGUGCCAAGCAUGGGUCCCGGCUCGACAAGCUACCUUGGCAGCAAUGGCAUCGGCUCUGACCCAUCAGAUGCAGGCAUGGAGAUCAUGCCGGCCAACAGCGCCAGCACACACCCGAGUGGCCCAGGCAGCGUGUCGAACCAGGGCGCAUACAGACUGCGGACGCGCAACGAGGCUGGAGCAGCCUCGACGUCGGCCGAGGCCGGUCCCUUGCCCCAGAAGGGCCAGCUGGCGGAGGAUCUGGCGCACGACGAUGCCCAUCGAAGAUACAUGAUGCACGCCGACGCCGGACCGGUGCCCCAGCCGGGCGCACACGGCCACGGCGACGUAGAGGAGCUGCCGCCAAAUUACGGCGAGUGGUCAGGGCAGACCCCUUCGGCUGCCGCCCCUCAGGGCGAGCCAAGACAGCAGUAGACGUUGUCUGGCGAUGGACGAUGCGCUGCUCAAGCCUCCUUCAUCUCUCUUUCGUGGAUCCUCCUCCUCUCAUCAUCCUCUCUUGGCUUCCUUUCAGUCUGCAUUCACUUCUUCUUUUUAAAUACCACUCGCACAUCUCAUUCGUCGCUUGACCCGCCUGCCUGCUUUGUC
This is a messenger RNA of Acaromyces ingoldii, 2100 nucleotides long. RefSeq lists its product as hypothetical. Lineage: Eukaryota; Fungi; Basidiomycota; Exobasidiomycetes; Exobasidiales; Cryptobasidiaceae. The coding region runs from base 178 to 1929 and encodes 583 amino acids. The record is from RefSeq and is a predicted model, not a curated record. The transcript has 3 exons.